Molecule: messenger RNA, 1704 nt
Organism: Triticum urartu
Lineage: Eukaryota; Viridiplantae; Streptophyta; Magnoliopsida; Poales; Poaceae
Product: glycine-rich RNA-binding protein GRP1A
Molecular function (GO): RNA binding
Source: RefSeq, a predicted model, not a curated record
AGCUGGACGCGAUCCGGAGGGCGCGUCAACGUCGCUAUAAAGCUCGGCCGCGCGCGGCGCCUUCCUCUCAUUGCUCUCGGAGAGUGUGGUGGGUUGUCUUCUUCUCUCCAUCCGGUACGCUUGGUUCGUGUGAGGUUCCCGCGGGAAUGGCAGAUGCGGACGGUGCCGAGUACCGCUGCUUCGUCGGCAGCCUGUCCUGGAACACCGACGACCGCGGCCUCGAGGCUGCUUUCAGCUCCUUCGGCGAGAUCCUCGACGCCAAGAUCAUCAACGAUCGCGAGACGGGGAGGUCCCGCGGCUUCGGGUUCGUCAGCUUCUCCAGCGAGCAGGCGAUGCAGGACGCCAUCGAGGGGAUGAACGGUAAGGAGCUCGAUGGUCGCAGCAUCGUCGUCAACGAGGCCCAGUCCCGCGGGUACGGCGGCGGGGGUGGCGGCAGGUACGGUGGCGGCGGUGGCGGAGGCGGUGGCAGGUACGGCGGUGGUGGCGGGUAUGGCCAGCGCCGCGACGAUGGCUACGGGGAUGACGGCUACGGCGGUGGCCGCGGUUACGGAGGCGGACGCUACGGCGGUGGCAGGGGGUACGGCGGGCGGCGUGACGGCGGCUACUGCCGCGGAGGCAACUCCGACGGAUACUGAAGGAGCUGAGGGGACGGCCCCACGCGGCCAGUCAUCUUGCGAGUUCGCGGUCGUGAUCCCGAGUUAUCUUGUCUCUUGUGUUGUGUGGUUUCCCAUUUGUGUUUUUUGAAAAUAAAUAGCAUAAAACUAUUACAAUUCGGGUUAAGGUUUAAAAAACUACUGGAUUUUAUUUUUUUACUGAUAACUAACAAGUCUGGGAUCGGUUGUUUCAAAAAACCCCAAAUGUCGAGUGUUUCACAAUUGAUCACGAUUACGAGAGGUUGGGCCCGCACCUAAACCAACCAUCUGUUUGACCGUUUGUUUGACUGUUAACUGACAUAUGGGGCCCACAUGUCAUUUUCCUCUUCCUCUUCUCUUUCUUCUUCCUCUCUGUCUCUUCUCUUCUCUCCCCGGUGUCUCUCGAGCCGGCGAUCCUCCCCUCCCCUCCCGAGCCGGCGACCACACUCCCUCCCCUCCCCAGCCUCCCCAUGAUCGUGGGAGGUGCUCGCCAAAGCUUGGUGGUGGAGUUGGCGACGAGGAGGCAUACCUGCCCCGCUGCUGGAGUGCGCACCUCUGCCACCGCAGGCGAGGCAGGGCGUGGCGGUGGCCGCAGGCGAGGAACGGAGUGGAUCCGGCCGCUGCAGGCGUGACUCGAGGCAAGGCAGGGCAGCGGCCGCGGGGAGGCAAGCACGGCGGCCACAGGGAGGCAGGGUGAGGCGGCGGUCGCAUGCAAGGCAAGGCGUGGCGGCGGCCGAAAGAGAGGAACGGCGCUGCGGGCACGGCUCGCCGGCGCAGGAGAUGCACGGCGUCAAUCCGGCCGCUGCAGGCACGGCUUGCCGGCCGGGGGAGGCGGCGUUCGGGCAGAGCGCUCGGGAUCGAGGUCCUGGCGACGCGGCUCCUCUGGAUCGGGAGGAGGGACCUGAUUGCUUUUUUUGCAAAAACAUGUAGGGACCUGAUUGAAAACUCAUAGGGACCUGAUUGCUUUUUUUUAGAAAACUUACAGGGACCCGAUUACUUUUAGAAAAUUUACAGAUGGGACCUACAUGUAAGUUAACGGUCAAAGUAAACGGUCAAACAAAUGGUUAUCUUA